CCAGUCCACCACCAUCCUCCCCACACUCUCCACUCUCACUCCACUCACUCCCUCUCUCUAAAACAGAGAGAAGAAGCCCAGCUCGAUGCAUUCACCAUCCGCAUCAAUGGCGCCAAUCUUCAUCCUCCUCCUCCUCCCCCUCAUCUCCGCCUCAGACGCCGCGAUCGGCGUCAACUACGGCCGCAUUGCCAGCAAUCUCCCCUCCGCCACGCGCGUCGUCCGCCUCCUCAAGUCCCAACGCAUCGACCGCGUCAAGGUCUACGACUCCGACCCCGCCGUCCUCAAAGCCCUAGCCGGCUCCGGCAUUAAGCUCACCGUCAACCUCCCCAACGAGCUCCUCUCCUCCGCCGCCCGCCGCCCCUCCUACGCCGCCGCCUGGGUGAAGAACAACAUCGCCGCCUACCACCCCGCCACCGCAAUCGAGGCCGUCGCCGUCGGCAACGAGGUCUUCGCCGACCCUCACAACACCACCCGCUUCCUCCUCCCCGCAAUCUACAACGUUCAGAAAGCCCUAGCCAAGUACAAGCUCGAUGACGUCAUCAAGGUCUCAUCCCCCUUCGCUCUCUCCGCCCUGCAAAAUUCCUACCCCGCCUCCGCCGGUUCGUUCCGCCACGAUCUGGUCGAACCGGUCAUCAAACCAUUACUCGAGUUUCUGAAAAAAACCGGAUCUCCGCUCAUGAUCAAUGUUUACCCCUUUUUCGCAUACGAGUCCAAUGCUGACGUCAUCCCCCUCGACUACGCGCUUUUCCGCCCCAACGCCGGCGUUAUAGACGCCGGCAACGGCUUGAAAUACUUCUCCCUAUUCGACGCGCAGAUCGACGCCGUGUUCGCGGCGAUGUCCGCGCUCAAAUACGACGACGUUCCGAUCGUCGUGACCGAGACAGGCUGGCCGUCGAAGGGCGAUUCGAACGAGAUCGGCGCCAGCAUUCCAAACGCCGCGGCGUUCAACGGAAACCUAGUCCGCCGAAUCCUCAGCGGCGGCGGAACUCCGCUCCGGCCGAAGGCGAAUCUGACGGUUUUCCUCUUCGCUCUAUUCAACGAGGAUCGGAAAUUCGGGCCGACGUCGGAGAGGAAUUUCGGUCUAUUCUACCCGGACGAGAGGAAGGUGUACGACAUUCCUCUGACGGCGGAGGGGCUGAAGGGGUACGUGGAGCCGGCCGCGCCGCCGCUGAGCGACGGGGAGAGGAUGAAGACGGGGAGCGGGGAGACGUGGUGCGUUGCGAAGGGGGAAGCGGGGAAGGAUAAGCUGCAGGAGGGUUUAGACUUCGCGUGUGGGGAGGGAGGGGCUAACUGCCAUCCGAUUCAACCCGGAUCCACGUGUUUCGAUCCUAACACGGUUGAGGCCCACGCGUCGUAUGCGUUCAAUAGCUACUACCAGAGGAAUGGUCGCGCCACGUCAGCCUGCUUCUUCGGUGGGGCCGGCUCCAUCGUGACGCAACAGCCUAAGUACGGCAAAUGUGCGCUGCCCUCUGGAAAUGAAAAUUGAAGAGAAGAAAGAGAGGGGCAAUGAAACUAGAGCUCAAGUGAAUUGAGAGUAAUUUAAUUCCAUUGUAGGUAUAAUAUUAUACUAUUAAUUUACUUUUUUGGUUCCUAUAAUUACUAGUAGAAACUAGUGUUACAUAAGCGCCCCAAUCAAAUGAACUUUGUUAACUAGCUUUUCCUA
Salvia hispanica is the source of this 1663-nucleotide messenger RNA. RefSeq names its product glucan endo-1,3-beta-D-glucosidase-like. Lineage: Eukaryota; Viridiplantae; Streptophyta; Magnoliopsida; Lamiales; Lamiaceae. Gene Ontology annotation, molecular function: hydrolase activity, hydrolyzing O-glycosyl compounds. Gene Ontology annotation, biological process: carbohydrate metabolic process. The record is from RefSeq and is a predicted model, not a curated record.